AUGGAAUGCUGUAAAGAAGAUAAAACAAUAGUAGAUGAGAUGGCUUUGAUGAUAGGUUUGGAUAAUGAGAUGACAUGUGGUUACAAUAAGGAGAAGAUAAUAGGUUUAGAUGAUGAGAUGACAUGUGGUCACAAUAAGGAGAAGAUGAUAGGUUUAGAUGAUGAGAUGACAUGUAAGCUAGGUGAAGAGAAGAAGAAGAUAGGUUUAGAUAAUGAGAUGACACCUGGUCAGAAUAGAGAGAAAAUGAAAGGUUUAAAUGAUGAGAUGAUACGAGGUCACAAUAAGGAGAAGAUGAUAGAAUUAGAUGACGAGAUUGCAUGUGGUCACAGUAAGGAGAUGAUGAUAGGUUUAGAUGAUGAGAUGACAUGGUCACAAUAA
Molecule: messenger RNA, 378 nt
Organism: Lottia gigantea (owl limpet)
Lineage: Eukaryota; Metazoa; Mollusca; Gastropoda; Lottiidae
Exons: 2
Coding region: 1-378 (125 amino acids)
Source: RefSeq, a predicted model, not a curated record